Caenorhabditis angaria is the source of this 952-nucleotide messenger RNA. Lineage: Eukaryota; Metazoa; Nematoda; Chromadorea; Rhabditida; Rhabditidae. The record is from the annotation of a GenBank genome assembly.
AUGCCACAUUUCCAAUGGGGCUUAUAUAAUCUUCUCAAUGAAUUCGUUAAAGUUGCGAUCAGAUUAUGCACAUUGGCUGAAUGGUGAGUUCUAGACUGUGUUGAUUUUGAGUAGAUGACAUUUUUUGUAGCUUUGAAUUGCUCAUGUUUUGGUGUGACUAUAGCUCUAUUGGCCGUUCAUUUUGUUUAUCGCUUUUUUGCAGUUUGCAGGUAUAAAGAUACAUUAAAACGUAUAAUUUUCGUUCAAAAAUUCACAUUUCCAGACCUCAAAGCAUCUCCAUGUUUUCUUUCCCAAAUUCUCUAAUCUGGCUAAUUUUUUGCGCAACAAUCACAAUUAUUUGGUACACCACAACACAAAUCUAUUCCUCAAGGAAUCCCGAACUCGAUCAACUGAUAAACUUCUCCCUGUUAAAAACUUAUAAUAUUCUUCCAAAUGAAAUAGUAUAUCAUGGGAGUUACUAUUAUGUGAGUUCUUAUAAAUAUAAAUUUCUGGAUAAAAAACAUUGAGUUUUCAGAAUCUGGAUUCAAGUGUGAACAUUCAAAACACUCUAAUCACAAUUGGUGUGAACUGUAUGAGUUCAGGUUGCUUGUUAAUAAUCCUAAUUUGCGGAACAAAAACCAAUAUCAAAAUGAAAACUCGAAGAACUGUUUCGAAAAAGUUCGAUGAUUUACAACGCCAAUUGUUUCGAGCCUUGGUGAUUCAAACAAUUAUCCCAUUUUUCACCAUGUUCCUACCGGCAUCGCUCAUAUUAAUCCUCCCAAUUUUCAAAAUCACAUUAGGAUCUUCGGAGUUAUUGAUAAUGGUUUUUAUAACAACUUAUCCAUUGAUAGAUCCUUUAAUUGUUUUGUACAUUGUUAAAGACUAUCGAAAAACCAUAUUUCGAUUUGUGAAAUGCGUGAAGAAAAAUCGAGCGAUUCAAAGUUCAUCGAUUAUUGUCUCUAAUAAAUUGUGA